Molecule: messenger RNA, 1775 nt
Organism: Solanum dulcamara
Lineage: Eukaryota; Viridiplantae; Streptophyta; Magnoliopsida; Solanales; Solanaceae
Product: 7-deoxyloganetin glucosyltransferase-like
Exons: 3
Coding region: 224-1690 (488 amino acids)
Molecular function (GO): UDP-glycosyltransferase activity
Source: RefSeq, a predicted model, not a curated record
AGGUGACAAAUGCACCUCAUCUCCAGAAAUUUCUCGAAUUAAAAUCUGUUAAACUUGUUUGCUCGAUCCUCAUUGGCCCUGCCACAUGUCAAUUAGGUUCCUCACAGUCAAAUACUGAGAAAUAUUUUCAUAAAAAAAAUGAACUUUAACAGGAAAAAAUGACUUUAUAUAUUCUAGAUUAUUAUUCUUGAGCCACAACCUCAAUUAUAGAAACGGAGUAAAAAUGGAGUGUCAUGAAGAAAAAAAAUCCCCAAAUCCUCAUGCUGUGUGCAUACCAUUUCCAUCACAAGGCCACAUAAAUCCUAUGCUAAAACUUUCCAUUCUCCUUCACUCCAAAGGCUUUCACAUAACAUUUGUCAACUCAGAAUAUAAUCACAAGAGAUUAAUCAAAUCCAAAAGCCCUUCUUUUCUUGAAAAUAAUUUCCAAGAUUUCAUCUUUGAAACAAUUCCAGAUGGACUUCCUCCUAUUGAUUCUAAUGCUACACAACAUAUUCCUUCUCUUUGUUUAUCCACAAAAGGAAAUUGUUUAGCCCCAUUUAGAGAGCUUUUAAUCAAGAUUAAUAAUUCAUCUGAUGUUCCUCCAGUGACUUGCAUAAUUUUUGAUGGAAUUAUGACAUUUGCUUUAUUGGCUGCUCAAGAAAUUGGUGUACCAAGUGUUAGCUUCAGAACUACAAAUGCUUGCAGUUUCAUGUGCAAUAAACAUUUGCCUCUCCUUAUUGAAAAAGGAAUUCUGCCUCUAAAAGAUGAAAGUGACAUAACAAAUGGGUAUUUGGACACGGUAAUAGAUUUUAUACCAAGUAUGAAAAAUCUUCGUCUUAGAGAAUUUCCCAGCCAAAUCAGAACCACAAAUAUAAAUGACAAAAUGUUGAAUUUCAUUAUGGGAGAAACUGAAGGAGCUUCAAAAGCAUCAGCUAUUAUUUUCCACACUUUUGAUUCACUUGAAUUUAAUGUGUUAAACGAUCUAUCCUUAAUUUGUCCUCCACUUUACACAAUUGGACCUCUUCAAUUACUCACUGAUCAACUACCAGAAAAAAGCCUUAAAUUCCUUAGAGCAAAUUUAUGGAAAGAAGAUGAGGAUUGUGUCCACUGGCUAAAUUCAAAAGAGGAAAAAUCAGUGGUUUAUGUGAAUUUUGGUAGCAUAACAGUAUUGACAAAAAAACAACUCGUGGAAUUUGCAUGGGGACUUGCUAAUAGCAAGAAGAAUUUUUUCUGGGUAAUUAGGUCUGAUGCAGUUGUUGGUGAUGAUUCUAUAAUGUUACCAAGUGAAUUCGUCGAAGAAACAAAAGAAAGAGGCUUAAUUUCAAGAUGGUGUUACCAAGAACAAGUUUUGCAACAUUCAUCAAUUGGUGCGUUUUUGACUCAUUGUGGAUGGAAUUCAGUGAUGGAAAGUAUAGGAAGUGGUGUACCGAUGAUUUGUUGGCCAUUUUUUGCUGAUCAGCACAUAAACUGCAGGUAUGCAUGUUAUGAAUGGGGUGUUGGUAUAGAAAUUGGCAAGAAUGUUAAGAGAGAUGAAGUUGAAAAGAUUGCAAGGGAAAUGAUGGAUGGAGAUAAAGGUAAGAAAGUGAAGAAAAAGGUAAGUAAGUGGAAAAAAUUGGCAAAAGAAGCUACUGGAAUUGAGGGUUCAUCAAGCUUGAAUUUAGAUAAAUUAGUGAAAGAUGUACUUCUAUCCAAUUAUUCAGUUAGUAAUUAGGUGAAGAUUAUCAAAUUGGAGUUGAUGUCUCAUUAAGAAAUUUGAUUUCCUCAAUAUAUCUGUUAACUCAUUUUAUUCUUCAUUG